AUGGGCUCGCUGGAAGACUUCGUCUCGUAUGUGAGCAGUUCCAACUACGAGGCGGAGCUCAAGACGCGAGUUGUGGACACGUGCGCUGCCACUAAAGGCAAACCACUCAUCCUCGCGAGGGUGAGGUCUGCUUGGAGGUCUGCCAGAGCCUCUUUGCAAGGCCCAAAGUCGUCUCGUAUUGCAUGGAUGGAGAGCGCCGAGCUUAGCGAGCUGUCCAAGGACUCGGAAGUGGUUGACUGUGACAUUGGCUCCCUGAUCGCGCAGCUCCAGAAUUACGUAUUUCGCCGGCGAGUGCGGAUCAAGGAUGCGUUCAGGGAUUUCGAUCUGGCACGGACCAGCCGUAUCACGAAACCGAAUUUCGCUCGCGCCCUUUGUACUGCGGCUCCAAUUCUGAAGCCGUUUGAAGUCGAAGCUCUAACCGAGCACUUCACCGAAAGCGGGCUUCAGGUUUGCUGGCCGCGGGUGGUGAACUACACACUGUUUUGCCAAGCGAUAGACGACAUUUUUGGCCCUUCCAACUUGGAGAAAGCUCCAAAGCAGAAGGUGCCAUAUCCUGGAGAGAAGCUCUUCUCUGCAGGAGGCUAUUUCAAGCCGAAGUCAGCCUCAGGGGAUGAGGAGCUGCGCGUGAUCUUAUACAGAGUCGCAACUCUUUGCAAGACACGAGGAGUUGAGUUUGCCAGCUGCCUGCGUGCCCGCGUGGAAGCUGAGCAUCCCCGCGGAAGUGGCAAAGUGACUGCGGCAGUGCUCUUGCGCCGCUUUCCCUUCAUGGCCGAGUUCAGCGAGAACGACAUGUCCGUGCUCCUGCGCCGAUACUCUGACGAGAACGGCACCGUGCACCUCCACUCCCUGGAGACGGAUGUCCAAGACAUCAUGGAGGUGAAUCGAGCAGAAGAGCAGGCAGCAGGUGUUUACAGCGAUGAUGACGAUAUGGACGACGCACUCUCACGAAGUCAGGAGUCGCCUUCUCCAUCGUUCGAGGCCCCGAAGGGUGCUCAAUCCCCAAGAAAGGGCCGAAGGGCCACGAAAUAUGUCGUUUCUGCAAGACCAUGGUCACGGCAGCGGCCUCCAGAACUGCAAGAAGAACAGCCGCGCACGAUCAGGCCACAAACCGCUCCAUCGAGACGUUCCAAGCGAGCUAACAUCUCCUGCCAGGAAGUCUUGACAAAGAUCGGAGCGCUGUCGAAGAAGCGCUGUUUCAGGCUGAAGGAAGCCUUCCGCGACUUUGACCGCUUGCGCAGGGGUGUUGUGCCCUGCUGCCAAAUGCGUUCUGCGCUAGCAAUUGCCGGGCUGGAUCUGCUCGCCGCAGAGCUGCAAGUGCUUGAAGACAGAUACAGCGCCCCAGGCCCAGGCGAUAGCAAAGACGACCCCAAGACGUACUUUCGCUACGGAGACUUCUGUGCUGACGUGUCCUUGAAGGAGGCCCCGAAGCAGAUAAGCGACAGCGGCAGGAUGGCCAGCAGCGCGCCCUUGACGAAGCUCAUAAGCACCAUCAAAGCAAAGGCCCGGACCAGGAGGUUGGAACUCUUCAGUGCCUUCGCUGACAGGAGCAGCGGCAGUGUCGCUGGCCGUGUCCGCCGAAGUGCUUUGCUUCGGGUGAUGCACAUGUUGGGAUUCCCGCUGACAGAUCUGGAAGUUGACUUGCUCUGUGGCGCCUUCAGCGACGACAUGGGAUUCAACUACUUGCGCUUCUGUUCAGUCGUGGACCCCUUCAUGGCUCGGGCAGACGAAAGCAAGAAGGCUGGGCAGCCACCUCCGAGCAUCUACUUUGACUUCGCCGGUCGAGUUGUGCCACAUCCAAGUCUGAGCCGGCCUGCAUCAGCGCCUCAACUAAGGAGGUGA
Symbiodinium sp. CCMP2456 is the source of this 1839-nucleotide messenger RNA. Lineage: Eukaryota; Dinophyceae; Suessiales; Symbiodiniaceae. The record is from the annotation of a GenBank genome assembly.